Durusdinium trenchii is the source of this 1386-nucleotide messenger RNA. The record is from the annotation of a GenBank genome assembly. Lineage: Eukaryota; Dinophyceae; Suessiales; Symbiodiniaceae.
AUGACUGCCACUGAAUGUGUGCAAUUCUGCAACAAGACACAGGCGUAUCUUCAACUGCCCUUGUGUCGCUGUGGUUUGGAUGAGUCGUUGCUGCCCAUGACAGAGGAUCUCCGAGACCUCACGCAAGCCAUCCAGCAGCUCACUCUAGUCACACGUGAUCUUGCCUAUUUGACCGCAGCAGUGACAGUUCAACGUCUGGAUGCCUCCUCGAUGGAUUUCGAUUGCACCUUGGGUUUUCCCGGCGAAGGGCCAUCUAGCAUCAGUUCAUCCACGUCUUGGCUCCUCUAUGUGACAAAGCAUUUGGCUAAGAUGGGCAUUGCUUCUGCAGAGGGCCUUGGUACCGUGGAUGUGCUCUUCGGCACCUACUACACGGCAACUACCUCCUUGAUGCUCUUCAGCCCGCAGGUAGUUCAUGUGAUUCUAGCUGUUGAUAUUGACAUGAAGCGCGUGCUGACCAGUGUCACGCUGCCAGUAACCCUCGUGAACAUUCAGAUCAACUCGUUAAAUCACGAGCUCUAUGGAGCAGGUGCUGAUUUGACUGGACAGUAUGCCUACUACCACCUCUGCACCUCAACUAAUCUGACUCAGACGGUGAACGGCAUUACAACCAGACAGAUUUCCGUAGGUUGCACGUUGGCAGAGCUUGGGGAGCUGCCUACAGAGGUCAACUACCUGUACUUGCAGUCGGCUGCAAUCGACCACCAGAACAACUACGCGUGGUUUACGUACAAGGAGGAUGCGACAGGUCGUCCACGAAUUCUGGAGUACCACCAAGAUAGCCACGUGGUUAGAUAUGGGCACGCAGACAGUUUGCCUGAGAAUGCAGUUUUCUCAUCGCUCAUCCAAACAGCUCCUAGGAUUUUCUUUGCCCUGUUUCCUCCAAGUCUGCUCUAUGCAAGAUUCAAUGCAGCUGGAACGAAGCUUUUCUUGUCCUUUGAUGCAGCAACCCUCCGUGGCGCAGCCCCAAUUGAUACAAACGCGGAUGACAUUCCUGACUCCUUCAAUGAAGCUGACAAGGCCACCCGGGCACCAUGUGAGGACUUUAUCGACCAAUUCACCAUGACGCUCAUCCCGGGAAGCAUGUGCCAAUGGACGAGCGACGCAGACUUUUACAUUGAAAUUGACCAGUCGUGUACAGACCUGACCCUGGAUGGCACGCAGUCGCGCAAUCACGGUUAUCGGGGUACCUUUACGUGGGCACUGAGCUCGACAAACCCGGUGAAGCCAGAGCCCCACAUCCGCCAGCUGCAGAAGGUGAUUGAUGAUGAAAUGUUGGCAGCCCUUCCAGCCGAGCUCUUGGAGCUUUUGGAUUGCCUUCAACAGGGAGAAUGUUGGAGCUGUUGGAGCUUCGAGUGCAACGAACUUACUUUACAGUAUGUCCUGUAG